Molecule: messenger RNA, 3794 nt
Organism: Aphanomyces astaci
Lineage: Eukaryota; Oomycota; Saprolegniomycetes; Saprolegniales; Verrucalvaceae
Exons: 9
Coding region: 15-3215 (1066 amino acids)
Biological process (GO): potassium ion transport
Cellular component (GO): membrane
Source: RefSeq, a predicted model, not a curated record
CGACGGGUGGCAGAAUGAGCGCACCGAGCGGCCGAAGCAACAUGAGCGGGUUCUCGUCAAGGAUGGACGGCCCGCUCAAGCACUCCGACCUGGUCCCUCCCACGAAGAAGCGCCGUCUGAGUCCAGAUCACACCGUCAUGCGGCGGCAGUCGAUCCACGACCUCGUGGCAAUGACCGUGGUGCCGCAGAUCGAACACAUCAAGGACCCUCGAUCUCGAGGUCUGCUCUUUCUCGUCCGGAACAGUGGUGAAACCCGACGGGACUUUACACUGCGCAACCUCGAGCAGUCCAACGCAGGGCACCUUGUGGACAUGUUCAUGGUGUUCCUGAGUCUCUUCUGGGUCGCCGUGUACAUAUACGUGAAUAAAGACGUGGCCAAUCCAAAGCUACCCACCGAAGUUCAACUCCUCAGCCACACGUUGGGCGUGGUCUUUCUCCUCGAUUACAUGGUCCGCCUAUAUGCAUCUCCACUGCGCAUGAGUCACUUCUGGAGCUUCUUUCCCCUUGUGGACUUUAUCUCCCUCGUGCCGAUGGUGAUUGAGAUCGUCGUGGGCAAUGACAUGCUUACGCACAUCAGCAAGCAAACGGACUCGCUGCGUCAAAUCGCAUCCAUGCUCCAAGCCGCGAAAACUAUCCGCAUCCUCAGGGCGUACCGCGCUCUCAAGUUCAUCAAGAGCACUGUGAACCGACAAAUGACCGCCACGGCGCUUACCGUCGUGUGCAUCAUCAUCGCCAUGGCUGGGAUCCUUCAGAUUCUCGACCAGUGCUCCCCCGCGUGCGACUCGUUCAUGUUUUGCUCGUACAAUUUCACCGCGUACGAUUGCCCGCGCAACGAUAUGUGCUUCCACGCCGACGUCGCCCACAAUUGUUGUAAGUGUCAGGAACUGUCAUUCUUCGACUGGACGUACUUUGUCGUGGUGUCCAUUUCGACGUUGGGGUACGGUGACAUUUCGCCCCGCGGCCGACUCGCGCGGCUGGCCACGUCCACGAUGAUGCUCAUGACGUUUGUGCUCGUGCCGAUCCAAGUGAACCGCCUCGUCGCGACCAUCUCGACUCAUUCAGGGUACACGUCCUCGUACAAGGAGCAUCGAACGCAUACCCACGGCAUCAUCACGGCCGGCGGCGACAUUUCGGCGGGGACGCUGGCCAAUUUUUUGCGCCAGUUUUUCCAUCCGGAUAACCCCAACUGGAAUGAAAAGAUUGUGAUUUUGCAUCCCACGGCGCCGUCGAACGAUGUCCAGCGCGUGAUUCAUCUGUACGAGCCGCGCGUGCAGUACAUCGUCGGGUCGGCGAUGAACGACCUUGACUUGGAUCGUGCCAUGAUCUCCAAGGCCGCCGUGUGUUAUGUGCUUGUGAACAAGGACACGACCCGUCCAAGCAACGAAGACCAGAGCUGCACACUGCUCACGGCGGCGUUCCGAGGCAUGAAUGCCAACGUGCCUGUGUACAGCCAAGUAUUUAUGAGCCAAAACAUCAGCCACUGCGUCUUGUCGGGGGCCACCGGCGUCAUCUGCGUCGAGAAGCUCAAGCUCGGCGUGCUGGGCCUCAACUGCACCGUGUGGGGGCUGUCCACGCUGCUGUCCAACCUCCUCGACACCGUGUCUCCUUCCGUGACCCAGCUGUACCCGAAGGACUCUUGGGAAACGUCGUAUCUAAAAGGGUAUCUCCACGAGAUCCACCGCGUGGACAUUCCUCGGUCGUUUUCAGGGUUGACGUAUCGAGAAUUGAUUUUGUUUCUGUUUGGCACGAUCCAAGUCGUUCCCAUCGCGAUGCUCACGGACACGGGCGUGACGUUUGCCCCGAUGGACUUUAAGCUGGGGGCGACGGCGGACCCGACCAUCUGCUGCACACUGUACAUCCUCGCGUCCAAUGUGUCUGUGGCCGAUCAAAUCGCAGAGUACCCCCUCGAACAAAUCCGCAUGUUCCGCCAAACGUUGCGCAAGCAGGAGCGCUACGUCGCCGAGAAAAUCCAAGAAGCGUUUGAAAUCGCCGCCGUGACCGCCGCCGCGGCGGUCGCUCCUUCCCCCACGACUCGAAUGCUCGAUGCCGCAGGUCCUGCAAUUACUCCCAACGCGCUCAAGUCGUCGUCGAAUCUGCCCGUGCUUCAAGAUGAUGACGACGCCAAGCAGCCGACCGACGCCGCGGUCUUGUCCGCCCUCGUCAAGGGUCUCCACGGCGCCAAGCACGUGUUCGGCCAAGCGUCGCCGUUCAAAGAGUUUCUGGCCAAGGUAUUGCCGGACGACCUGAACGACCACGUGGUGAUUGUGGGGCUUCCGGCGUCGUUGGGGGACAUCAUCGUGCCGCUGCGGCAGUUCAACGCGCGCAACCAGACGGGGCGGCUGCAGGUGAUCGUGUUCAUCGCGCCGUUCGUCAUGUCGGAGCACCACUUUCACAGCCUGGGCGACAGCACGGCCGUGUUCUUUGUGCAGGGGUCGCCGCUGAGUUCAUUCGACCUUCACCGCAUCCACAUUGACACGGCCGCAGCCAUCAUCAUCCUCGCCGGCUCCGGCUCCAAGCGGAAGUACCUCGAUGAAAACAUGGUCGACGCCGACGCCAUCACGACCGUGCGGUACAUCAACGAGGCGUGCUCAGCGUCCAAGCCGCCCAACCUGAUUGUGGAGCUGGUCAAAGCCACCAACGUCAAGUUUAUGAGCUCCAUCGUCAAACGACGCACCAAUCAGAACCGACGCCGACACAGCGACGGCCGCCAUACGCGCAUGUUUGGCCCCGUGGUCUCGCUCAAAGGCAUCGGCGGCGCGGACGUGUCCAAACCUGGACGGAACUCUGAAGAAGUCGGCAUCAGCUUGUCGAACAAGGACGACAGCGACGGCAAAAUCGACGUCGAGCACAUUUGCGAACUGUCGUAUGCGUCGGGUCGCGUGUACGUGAGUGGGAUGAUCGAUUCGCUCAUGAGCGAGUGCUACCAAAAGCCCAACAUCAUUCCCGCGGUCAACUUGCUCAUGUUUGGCAGCCCCGCCGACACCGACACGCAACGGUUGUUCCAAGUGAAAACGCCCAAGUCAUUGCAUGGCAAAACGUUUGGCGAGUGUUUUCGCAAAGUGCUGGCGCUGAACUUGAUUUGCAUUGGGUGUUUGCACUCGGGCACAGACAAGACGCCUCCGUACGUCCACACAAACCCGCCCGCGGACAUGGUGAUCGUCCACACGGAUUACAUUUACGUGAUUGGCAAGCCGUGUGCCGAGCUCCCGAUUUAGCUCUCUUGGGUUGUUAGAACCACAACCGAAUAUUAUUUAUUCACAACGUGGCUUCGUCCAGGGUCGUCGAUCGAUGGGGCACAAUCACGCAAAUGUAGUGGACGUAGCAAAGGCGGUCCAUGUACGUGUCAAACGCCGCUUGGAGAUGGAAGUGGUGGAUGGACAUUUCUACGUGGAACACACUCGCGCGCACCAUGCCAUGCAAACACAGAAACAAACUGCCCAAGUGCAACACACCCGCCAAGAUGCUGUACGAACUACACCACCAUGAGAUUCAUAUCACAACAUCAAAGACAUGUACCAGUCGAGCAUGGUCAUGGCGCAAGACAUGGGAUUGAACGUGGCUUGGUGGGGCUGCUGCUUGGUGCUACCAUAUAUACUGUAUAUAUAUGGAAGGAUGGAACUACUACCUCCAUCGACGGUUGCAGCAGGAUUGCAUGAGACUGUACCGGAACGAAGCAUGCACCACCGUGUGUACGACCAGAACGACCGCCAUCAUGCACAUGACCGACAUCUACCACCAUCGACGGAUAUAUACCACAAGAUUCCGUGGGACGAACGAACCGCAAAACACGCGCG